This is a messenger RNA of Symbiodinium sp. CCMP2456, 393 nucleotides long. The record is from the annotation of a GenBank genome assembly. Lineage: Eukaryota; Dinophyceae; Suessiales; Symbiodiniaceae.
AUGGCAUCAGCUAAUUGCUUGAGCUAUUUGGAUGGCCGCGCGUUUUUAAUGAUGCGAUGUGGCGAGACAACAGAACGGAGCAAUGCCGGAGAGGACGAAGCAAGUCCAGAGGAGCUCGAGCUGGAGCACAGAACCUCGGCUGCCGUGACACAUGCUCUGCCUGAGGAAGUUGCUGCCAUUGCUGCCGUCGAGCAGCUCCGUCAGUUGCUAGGACCCCAUCUUCGCGAUGUCGAAAGGCUGCGGACAGGAGGGCGGCAAAUGGGAGUUUUCCUGGACGGCCUUCACGUGACCUUCGUUUGCCCUGGAUCUGUCGCUGCGGAGGCUGGCCUGCUGGUGGGCGACACAUUCUGCAGGAUGGAUGAUUCGGAGAUCAUGCGACAGGAGGACCACUGA